GCGUGGUGACGUCACUGAGUGGGGUUGGGGGUGGUGACGCUCCUCCACGCGGCCUGACAGUUUGAAAACUAAGGGAACUUCCGCCGGAGCCGCGCUAACCGCUGUUUCACUUCUCCGCCGUUUCUCUUCGUGGCCGGUCGUCGUUCUGAGGUCCCUCGAAGCCGAAGUCGUACUUGGAACAUGUCGGGCAGCAAAGAGGAGGAGAAGGUGCCCGGCCGCAGCACGUCGCUGCCCAUGUCGCGGGUGAAGCUGAUCAUGAAGAGCUCGCCGGACGUGUCCCACAUCAACCAGGACGCGCUCUUCCUCACCACCAAGGCCACGGAGCUGUUUGUUCAGCACUUGGCCCAGUAUUCCUUCAGAAAGGGCUGCGGCGGGGAGAGCAACGCGCUGGGCUACAGCGACCUGGCCAAGGCGGCCGAGGAGUCGGAGCCUUUCCACUUCCUCACGGCAGUCCAAGGUGCGUGCCUUCUUGAGCCUAGGGUACUACACCAGCACUAGCAGCAGGAGUGGGAUUCAAAAGAGCAACCUACCUUCAGACUGCGAAAGCGAAGCCCUGACCUGCCUGGCCGCUGUGCUGUCUGCUGCUGCUGCUGGCGCACUUUGGACAUGACAACAUGUGGCGGGGCUUUGAGCCCAUAAGGAUUCCUUGUAAGAUGCAGCUCGGUGCCUAAAGCAGCCCUAACGGAGCUGGGAGCUUUUUGAAGACUCGGAUGGCGAGAUCCAGUCUGCUACUGUAACGCUGCCGCCUUCUGAUUAACUACAGUGAUGAUAUGGCAAAGACAUGGAGUUCGGUCUCUCGGCUUACAGGCACAAAAACGUGGAGACGGCUUUAAUUUGCGUCGAGAAAUGUUACCGGUUAGAGCAGGUUCAAGUACGAAUUCCCCUCUGGCUCUUGUAUCCUUCAUCAAAGUAAUUACCCUGCAUUGAUACAGUAACAAUAACCUGUUGUGUAAAUGAGUAGGUCGGUCGUGGUAAAAUUACCAUAAAUUCUACAAAAUAUUAUUAAUGGUAAUUAUGAUCGUGGGCUUUUAUUGCAAAACAUGAUGAAUCUGUACAUUUAUCUGAAUCAUCUGAAGAUGUUGCAUUUACUGUACGUUCAGAAUCCAUCUAUGGCAGUGGAAAGUGAUCGCAAAUGUGGGUAUUGUCUCCAAGGACUGCGGCUGUAACAUUCUGACAAAAUAGAUGGCAGUGAGGACAAAUGCUUAGUAUUUAUUGUUUUACCCUUCCAGAUAUCCUUCCAAAAAAGAUUUUGGCACGAGAUUACCUGAGGUCUUUAGAGGAGAGAAGCGAGGACAGUGAUUAACACGGAACG
Messenger RNA from Scleropages formosus (Asian bonytongue), 1312 nucleotides. RefSeq names its product chromatin accessibility complex subunit 1 (gene chrac1). Gene Ontology annotation, biological process: chromatin remodeling; DNA-templated DNA replication. Lineage: Eukaryota; Metazoa; Chordata; Actinopteri; Osteoglossiformes; Osteoglossidae. Gene Ontology annotation, molecular function: protein heterodimerization activity. The transcript has 3 exons. The record is from RefSeq and is a predicted model, not a curated record. Gene Ontology annotation, cellular component: CHRAC; nucleus. The coding region runs from base 181 to 498 and encodes 105 amino acids.